UGUAAUAGCUACCAUUGUAAGCUUUAUUGAUUGAAAGACAUAGGCCGUAAAAUCAAUUUUUAUUAUCUAAUUUCAUUAAAUAACAUUUAGUGAACCCAUAGUCUUUUAAAAGCGUAUAGAGCAAGAGAGCUAGAAAGAAAUAAGCUUAUGAUUAACGCUAAACAUGGGCAAGAUAACGGGACUUCUGUUUUUCUUGUUCACGUCUGUACGGGUCACUCCUAGUAUGAAGAAUACAGUGAAUGAUAUCUACAGAGUAAGAAAAGACGUCUUGACAAAGUAUCGCAACACGGAAGAGUAUGAUUUAGGUCAGAGAAAAGGACCCUUGAAACAAAUGGAUACAAGAGAGACUCGUACUCCUUAUGGACACUUCAAUUCCGACACUGCUUUCAUUUCACCAAAAAAUAUUUUGAAAGCAACAAGGCCAUUGGCGUUCCAUUUAGGGAACCUGAAAAAUCAGACUUCUCCAUGUUCCACCUGGAAUCUUACAGUGGACUGUUCCUAUAAAUCUCUUGACCACAUCGAGUCGUCCUGGUUUCCCAGCAACACCACAGUCCUCCUUCUCAACAACAACAAGCUAGUCACUUUGCACAACGAAACAUUCGCCCAACUGACAAAUCUGACAAGACUUGAUCUCUCAAGCAAUGACAUUCGAAGAAUAGACGCCGGCGCAUUCCAAGGGCUGCACAAUUUGCAAGAACUGAACCUACACAUGCAUUGCUGUAAUUUCACUGAUCAUUAUUCCCUGGAAAGCGUAUUCGCUCCUCUACGAAACUUACGCAUUUUGAAUGCUAUGCACAAUAGCGAUGUCGGUGUAUUGACGUAUAGCUACACAUUUCUGACAAGGUUGCCGCUGCUUCAAAGUCUUUCCAUUGACUUUGACUUGGACACUCUCUAUUGUGGCCCAGAGUUCAACGAUCUGAAAAAUCUGACAUUUUUACAAUUUUCAGGGCAAGUGAUGUACAUCGAUGAUAGGUCAUUUCAAAAUGUUGCACAAUUAAAAAAUCUCUCAAUGGACCAUCUGAGUAAUAUUAAUAACAUUAGCCACAAUGCGUUUAAGCCUCUAAGUAAUUUGAAAGUCCUCACAAUGUACCACGUUUUGCUUUAUGUUCAGGAGAUUUUGAGCCUGUUGGAACCAUUUCAAGGCAGGAAUAUGACUGAGAUUACUCUAGAUACCACAACUAGAACCUUGACUCAGGUGAACCCAACGAGGAACGGCAUCCUGACUAAUCAUGAUACUAAAUACCUCAUGAAUAUUUGUCUGGAGAGUUUCACAUUGAUCGACAACAGAAUAUUUUAUAUUAAACCGGAUGCUGUUCAAAAUAUAUACACGUGGAAAAAAUGUUUGAUGCAUCUAUAUAUAGCAUCGAAUCCCAUCCAGGGCAAUAACUUUGCCUUGAUACGUUUGUUCACGCUUGAUAAUUUAAAGUCCUUCACUUUUAUCAACAUGUUUCGAGCUUGCCACGAGUUUCAACCUUUCCCUCAAUCUAGUCCUCCCGCUACCAGGAAUGUAGCUUCUAGUUCAAUCUCAAGUCAAAAUAAUCACUACCAGAAAGAUACGACUUCAAACCAACAACAAAUGAUAAGGCAUUCUCCUUUCAGUCCAUACCUAGACAUGAUUGACGAAAAUCCUUAUCAGCUCAACAUUCCCAAUUACAUUUUUAUUUCCCCAAGCUUACAAUAUAUGAACUUUCAAAGGCUGGUCAUGUCCCAGUCGUUUGAAUAUCAUUUUAUAUUAGUCGGGGCACAAAACGUGACGUCCCUUGACAUCUCAGACAGCGGAUUCUAUCGGUUCAAUGGGUUAAUGGAAGGCGUUUCGGCGAUAAAAACUUUAAUAAUAUCCGGAAAUGACGUCAGCGUACUUUCUGUUUCAUUUUUUGACACUUUUGUCUCUUUAGAAAACUUUGCCAUUUCCAGUUGUAAACUUGAUCGUGAUUUUAUCUCGCUGAACAGCCGAAGGAUAUUUCAAAAUCACACGAGACUUCAAGAGCUCGAUAUUUCGUCCAAUUCUCUGAAUUAUCUUUCCCAAAACACCUUCUCGUAUAAUAAUCGCCUUAUGUGGCUUAAUAUGUCUGGAAACCAGUUUAAGGACAUUCCGUUUGACUUGACCAACACCCCAGAACUCCAAUUUCUGGACAUUCGCUUUAACUCUUUAACUACAAUAGACGAGACCACGGCUCAGCAAAUGGAUCAUCUCGUAACCAAGUCUGGGAAAUUGGAAAUUUUGCUGGAAGGGAAUGUCUUGUCAUGCAGCUGUAGUGAUUUGUCAUUUAUGCGUUGGAUGAGGAUGACAUUAGUGACAUUUGAUCAAAACGGAAAUUUCACUUGUAUGAACACCGAUGGGGAGAGAAAGUAUACACUAGAUUACUCAAACCUGGAUUCCUUGUGGAGAGAAUGUUGGGGCAGUUUUUUCUUAUAUUUUGCAUUGAUAAUGCUGUGUCUUUAUUGCAUUGGAGUAUUUGCCGUUUUUAUCACAAUGAGAAACAAGAAUUUUAUUGUUUCUUUUUUCCUGCAGCUCUUUGGGGGAUUCAAAUUACACAGCAGACGUGACUACCCUGUCGGUGUAUAUAUCGGAUAUUCUGAUAAAGAUUAUCAGUUUCCUUGCAAAGAAUUACGAAGUUUUAUCGAAAGUUCACUAAAAUUAAAGACAUUUUUAAUAGACCGCGAUCUUAUAGCUUCGGUUGAUAAAGCCAGUGGGAUUAUCGAGGCUUUGAACGCCAGUUGGAGAAUCCUUCUCGUCUGCAGCAAAAGUUUCUUGAAGGAAGACGAUUGGUCAAUGUUUACAAUGAGGUCAGCUAUUUAUACACAGACUCCAGCUAAUCCUGCUCGUGUUGUUGUGUUGGUUCACAAAGAUUGUCUUCCCUUGCUUCCUCCAGCGCUUCUGAGCUCAGUCAAUGAUGAGAAUAUUUGUGCUGUGUCGGAGUGGGCGAUGAACUACGAGAUGAUGCAAAUGUUGACCACUCGAUUACAUUAAACAUAAUCUUUAAGAAAAACUCAUGUUUUUCAAUCCUUUGAUAAUAAAAAUGAUAACUAAA
Messenger RNA from Biomphalaria glabrata, 3032 nucleotides. RefSeq names its product toll-like receptor 4. NCBI's taxonomy places the organism in Eukaryota, Metazoa, Mollusca, Gastropoda, Planorbidae. Gene Ontology annotation, biological process: signal transduction. The coding region runs from base 164 to 2971 and encodes 935 amino acids. The record is from RefSeq and is a predicted model, not a curated record. The transcript has 2 exons. Gene Ontology annotation, molecular function: protein binding.